GGAGGGGCCCCCGGACAGGGAGGGGGCCCCCGGACGUCCCGCGGAGCUUUCUGUGGCUCCGCCCCUGCGUCACGUGACCCCCGCCUGUUGCUGCGCAGCGCAGAAGAAGAGCGGCUCUCCUUCCGCGUUCCUCCAGAUCUGACGGAGACGCGGACCUGGAGGGACAGACACACCUGAGGAGCAGCUGUUUUCCGGCAGGUCGGCCAUGACGGUUCUGAUAUGAAAGCCGAUGCGGGUCCAGUUCCAGCUGCCGAGCCGUGGAGCAGAACCAGCACCACGAAGCCGGACGAGAGGACGAUGACCUCUGACCCCCAGCUGGACUUCUUCCAUAAGCUGGGCUUCUCCACGGCUCAGGUCCGGGCCGUCCAGAGGAAGUUCGGCGCCGACACCGACAAGGUUCUGGGAGAGCUGGUCCGGGUCGGAGCCGGCCCGCGGAUCGCCGUGUCGGUCCUGGUGCCGCGAGGCGACCCCGAGGCCCCAGGCCCCGAGCUGCUGGUCCCCGUCCCCGACCCGCCGACCCGGAACCAGAACCGGAACCAGGAGGACGGAGACGCCCUGAGGGCCGUGGUGAUCGACGGCAGCAACGUCGCCAUGAGCCAUGGCAACAAGGAAGUUUUCUCCUGCCUGGGGAUCCAGCUGGCCGUCAACUUCUUCCUGGACCGGGGCCACAGCGACGUCACCGUGUUCGUCCCGUCCUGGAGGAAGGAGCAGCCCAGACCGGACGUCCCCAUCGCAGAUCAGCACAUCCUGCGGGAGCUGGAGAAGAAGAAGAUCUUGGUGUUCACGCCGUCCCGCCGCGUCGCAGGGAAACGCGUCGUCUGCAACGACGACUGCUUCAUCGUGAAGCACGCCUUCGAGUCGGACGGCGUCGUCGUGUCCAACGACCUUUACCGCGACCUGCAGGGCGACAAGCCCGAGUGGCGCCGCUUCAUCCAGGAGCGGCUGCUCAUGUACUCCUUCGUCAACAACAAGUUCAUGCCGCCAGACGACCCGCUGGGCCGACACGGACCCGACCUGGAGAACUUCCUCCGGAAGUUCCCGAAGACGCAGAAGAAGCCGCCGUGUCCCUACGGGAAGAAAUGUACGUACGGGACCAAAUGUAAGUUCCAACAUCCAGAGCGGUUCAAACAGAACCCCGGCCCGGUUCCGGACCCGAACUCGUCUCUGGUGGACGACCUGGCCCGGAAGCUGACUCUGGCCCAUGGCGGCGGUUCUGGAAGGAAACUGGAGCCGGUCCGGUCCGGACACCGCUCCGGCAGGAAGUCCCAGUCCAGGAAGGAGAAGGUGGGCCAGCAACCGGACCACGGACCCGUCCGGAACCAGGGCUCCCAGGACCAGCUGGACUCCGGCCUGGGAUCCAUAGACAGUCAGAACCCGUGGAGUCUCCCCGACCCGAAGUAUGCCGCGCCGUACGGAACCGGGCCGGUACCGUUCUGCAGCUGCUGCUCAUACGGCCCGUUCCGGAUGGUUCAGGCCGACCCGGCCCACUACAGCCCGACCCAGUACCCCAGCUGUGGCCCGGUUCCGCUCAGCAGGCCCGCCUACAGCCAGCCUCCAGGCUUCCAGCACUGCAGAGUCCAAACCCACCAGCACCGGUACUGGUCCGACCCAUUCGGACGGAUCCCCGAGGCUCACGGCCCGGCAGGGGCCCGGGGCGCUUGGGAGACUGGUCCAGGUCCAGAACCGGGUCCGGAGCAGAGGGAGGUGGUCCGGAAGAAGCUCCUGGCCAUCUUCAGCGCCCAGCUGGUGGACUCGGCCAUGGACCGGUUCCCCCAGGUUCUGGACCCGCAGGUUCUGGUGGCAGAGAUCCUGGCCCUCCAGAGUCAGAACCGAUCCCUGAGGUGAGUCCGGUCCGGUCGGAUCGUCCCUCAGACCAGCAUCAGUCGGUGUGUUUUGGUAUCGUGGUAUCCACCUGGGAACAAUCCCAGCGCUCUGGAUCCGGACUGGGUCAGACCCGGUUGAACCGGGUCGGGUCAGACCGGGUCGGGAACCAGUGCUGGUCAUCUGAUACAAAUUGUAUCUUUAUUUAAUUAAAGUAACUAAUUGGGCCUGAGCUCGGCCCAUUUAGAGCGUUACCGGGUCAGAACCUCCAGAACCGUUUCCUCCAUGAUGUUCUCAUUCAGACAGAAACACCUCGACCUUUGACCUCAGUCAUAAUAACCAUUUUUACAAAAUAAAUUCAUGUGAAAGGGAUUCAGGGAUCGGUUCUGACUCUGAUUAUUUUUAGGCUGACCGGUCCGGUCCAGACGAACAGAACCAUGAGGUUCUGACCAAACAGAAACGGACCUCUAAACCGGCUUUAUGUCGAUUGGAUCUCAAUCAUUUUCAUGUUUAGAGCCAAAAUGUGGAAGUAUUGUUAACUCUGGCCAGAGGGGGCAGUAGUGAGCUGCAGUGCUGGUUCCGAGCUCCAACGAAUCUCUGCGAUGGAAACCAUGGCAACAGUUUGUAAAAUCUAUCUGGAAGGUUCUGGAAGGUUCUGGUUGUCUCGGCUUGUGGAUAUUUGGUUUAAAGAGGAAAGUUUCUUCACCUCUGGAACAUUCUGGAACCGUUUUAAUCCGAUUUUAAUCUGAAAUCUGAACCGGUUUAGACUGGACAGGUUAGCUUGUUAGCUUGAGCUAAUCCUGGAUGGGAACAGGUUCGCCUUAAUCUAAAUGAGGUUCAGCUCUGCUGCUGACUGAGAAUUAUUUUUGAUUUUCCUGUUUUUGUUUUAUUUUUUAAAAUAAAGGACCUUUAAGGAACA
This is a messenger RNA of Xiphophorus couchianus (Monterrey platyfish), 2740 nucleotides long. RefSeq names its product zinc finger CCCH-type containing 12Ab (gene zc3h12ab). Gene Ontology annotation, cellular component: cytoplasmic ribonucleoprotein granule; nucleus. The record is from RefSeq and is a predicted model, not a curated record. The transcript is spliced from 6 exons. Bases 220 to 1845 code for a protein of 541 amino acids. Lineage: Eukaryota; Metazoa; Chordata; Actinopteri; Cyprinodontiformes; Poeciliidae. Gene Ontology annotation, molecular function: metal ion binding; mRNA binding; RNA endonuclease activity. Gene Ontology annotation, biological process: 3'-UTR-mediated mRNA destabilization.